AUUUUCUGGGAGGAGGAGUCCACUGAUUCCCGUCUACAUUUUUCACGUACGCACAUAAAUCUCGUUUGUGAAGAAAAUGAUCGUAAACACAAUCAAUCAGCUGAUGAUCACAGUGGUUUUCCAAGUUGUUUUUUGAAUCCGCCUUCUCGGACGGAAAUCAACUCAGUAACACAGUCAUCAUCGUCUCUUUGUUGUUGAGAGUUGUUUUUCCGUCGGUUUGCUUGUCUUCCCUCAUGACCAUAUCACGAGUUUUCUAAAACCCCACUUCUUUUUUACCUCCCUCUCCUCGUGUCGUAAAGUGAUUCAGAAUUCUUGAAAAGGUUGAUCAAAUUACUGAUAAUGUGCAUUUGAUUCUUUAAUCAAUCUGAAGUUGAGGGAUGCUGAAAUCCAGAGUGACAACUGCGUGCUCAUUUGCAGCAAAGUUUGGGAUUAAUAUGGGUUUGCCUGUCCGGAGGCCCACAGUUAUAAACUUGCAUAAAAGAAGAACAAAUGAAGGGAUGAGGCUACUUAUAACAACUUUCGUGGGGAUUAUAUUUGGCUUCUAUUUGGGGGUGUCGUUUCCUAUGAUUUCAUUGACAAAGGUUAAUUUACCAUCAAGUAUAUUUUCCUCCAUUGAUCUUACUUAUAUUGAGGAUAAAUACUCAAGCCUCCCAAACCAAGCUUUAUUAGACCUAUGGUCUUCUAUUAAAGGUCACAAAGGCACCUCAUACAAGUUUAAUAAUGCUAAGAUUUGGGUCCCAACUAAUCCUCGAGGUGCAGAGAGACUGCCGCCGGGUAUUAUUGUGGCUGAGUCUGAUCUGUACAUCCGCAGAUUGUGGGGGUUUCCUAGUAAGGAUGUAAUUAAUAAACCAAGAUAUCUUUUCACCUUUACUGUGGGUUAUGAACAGAAAGACAACAUUGAUGCUGCCGUGAGGAAGUUGACAGGGAACUUUACAAUUAUGUUGUUUCACUAUGAUGGUCGGGCAAGUGAAUGGAAUGAAUUUGAGUGGUCAAAACGGGCUAUCCAUGUAAGCGCGCGGAAGCAAGCGAAAUGGUGGUAUGCCAAGCGCUUUUUGCACCCAGACAUCGUGGUGCCCUAUGAUUAUAUAUUUAUCUGGGAUGAAGACUUGGGGGUCCAGAAUUUUGAUCCGGAGGAAUAUAUAAAACUGGUGAACAAGCAUGAAUUACACAUUUCACAGCCUGGUUUAUCCCCAGAUGGUGGAAUGACAUGGGAAAUGACGAGAAGGCGAGAGGACAUAGAAGUUCACAAGAGCACAGAGGAAAGACCAGGCUGGUGCACAGAUCCUCGUUUGCCGCCCUGUGCAGCAUUCGUGGAGAUCAUGGCCCCGGUAUUUUCUCGUGAUGCAUGGCGCUGCGUCUGGCAUUUGAUUCAGAAUGACUUGGUCCAUGGAUGGGGGCUCGAUUUUGCUCUUAGGAUGUGUGUGGAGCCUGCUCAUGAGAAAAUAGGAGUCGUCGAUUCUCAAUGGAUAGUGCACCAAACUGUUCCUUCACUUGGGAACCAGGGUGAAGCGGAGGAUGGCAGGGCACCCUGGGAAGGGGUACGGGAGAGAUGUAGAAACGAGUGGGCGAUGUUUCAUGAUCGUUUGGCCAUUGCAGAGAGGCGCUACUACGCUGGCUUGGGAUUCUAUCAGCCUAAUUCGACAGCUAGUUAGGGAGAUUAUUGUUAUUGCAACAUCUUGGUGUUCACAAAUUCCUUCUAAUUUUGAUAGUUGGUCUGAUGUCUGUAUAUCAUCUGCUGGUACUCCUCCUUCCCUUCUUGGGUUAGCCUCACCUUUCCUUAACUGCAGUUUUGUUGUGUACUUUGCUAUAUAGAUUUAAAAUGAACCAAAUUGGGGUGAAAAAUGCAAUUUUGCA
Sesamum indicum (sesame) is the source of this 1854-nucleotide messenger RNA. RefSeq lists its product as uncharacterized. NCBI's taxonomy places the organism in Eukaryota, Viridiplantae, Streptophyta, Magnoliopsida, Lamiales, Pedaliaceae. The record is from RefSeq and is a predicted model, not a curated record.